GUCAAAGGUGAUAAAGAAUGGCACGUCUACUUUCAUUUUUCGACCUUCACCUUGCCCAACCUUGAAGUUGAAGGACCACCAAUAUGGCGACGACGGUGCAGAUUUUACGAUGCAGUACUCGAGGAUCAAGGAUAUUGUUCCAAUCCGCUCUUCUUCGUAAUACUUCAGUGGGAACAAAAACUACUUUCGGAACAAGUUCAGCAUUAACCAAUGUGUUUGAGGCAAGGCGUGGUCCAUUUUCCCCAGAGGAAAAAAGAGGAAAGGGACAUUUAAUGUCAGCUUCAACACAUUGGAAGGUAGAGAGAGUUUUAAUGAUUAGUAUGAUACCUCUCAUGCCAGCUGCUCUUUUCUAUCAAAGUCCUUUUAUUGACCAUGCUAUCUGUACUGCAGUCUUUCUUCAUGGAUACUGGGGAAUGGACGGUGUAUUAACAGAUUAUUUGGAGAAAUUUGUUCCUUGGGUUAAACCAUUGUGGACCGUUCUCAGUAUCAUAGCAUUUGCUGGACUUGUAAACUUUAAUUAUAAUGAUGUGGGAUUGUGUAAGGCUGUUCAGAUGUUAUGGGCAUUGUAAGAUGGUAGUUUGAAGGACUCAAAGCGCUAAAAAAUGAGAGACUCAAGAAAGAAUAAUGAAAAAAGUGGAAUAUGUUCAUUUAGAAUGAUGUAUUUAUAGAUCUAAAUGUUUAUGUAUCUUGUUUUAUUAAUAAAUGAUUCUUAUAAAUCUUA
Messenger RNA from Patella vulgata (common limpet), 721 nucleotides. Its product is annotated as succinate dehydrogenase [ubiquinone] cytochrome b small subunit, mitochondrial. The transcript is spliced from 4 exons. Gene Ontology annotation, biological process: tricarboxylic acid cycle; mitochondrial electron transport, succinate to ubiquinone. NCBI's taxonomy places the organism in Eukaryota, Metazoa, Mollusca, Gastropoda, Patellidae. Bases 84 to 569 code for a protein of 161 amino acids. Gene Ontology annotation, molecular function: heme binding; ubiquinone binding. The record is from RefSeq and is a predicted model, not a curated record. Gene Ontology annotation, cellular component: mitochondrial envelope; membrane.